Suillus paluster is the source of this 810-nucleotide messenger RNA. RefSeq lists its product as uncharacterized. The record is from RefSeq and is a predicted model, not a curated record. The transcript is spliced from 4 exons. Lineage: Eukaryota; Fungi; Basidiomycota; Agaricomycetes; Boletales; Suillaceae. The coding region runs from base 1 to 768 and encodes 255 amino acids.
AUGACUAAGGGGGCGCAACUACCUUAUUGGGAAGUUGCGACCGUGCGCAACCUAUUAGUAGUUGCGACCGUGCGCAACAUACCCAAGAGGAGUGGUGAAGAAAUAGGGGUCGACAGGUUAUUUAAAAAUAAGGAUAAGAGGGCAAGGAUAAAUAGGAAUAGGAAGGAUAGGAAGGGUAAGUGCAAUAGGAACAAGAAUAGCAAUAAGGAUGAGGAAGAUAAGGAUAAGAGGGAUAAGGAUAAGAAUAAGUGUAAUAGGAAGUGGAAGGGUAGGAAUAGUAAGAGGGACGAGGAUAAGAGGGACAGGAAGUGUAAGGAUAAGGAUAAGGAUAGGAAUAGUAAAGGGGAUAAGGAUAAGAAGGAUAAGGAGUACAAGGGUAGGAACAGUAAGAGGGACGAGGUCAAGUGUAAUAGGAAGUAUAAGGAUAGGAAUAAGGAGAGGGAUAAGGAUAAGAGUGAUAAGGAGAAGGAUAAGGAGUAUAAGGAUAGGAAUAGUAAGAGGGAUAAGGAUAAGAGUGAUAAGGUUAAGAGUGAUAAGAAUAAGUGUAAUAGGAAGUAUAAGGGUAGGAAUAGUAAGAGUGACAAGGAUAAGGAUAAGAGGGAUAGGAAGUAUAAGUAUAAGCGUAGGUAUAAGUGUAGGAAUAGUAAAAGGGAUAAGGAGAGGGAUAAGGAGUAUAAGGACAAUAAGGAUAGGAAUUAUAUAGGAUUUUCGUAUAUAGGUUUGGGUACAGUUAGGGUUUUGUUGACCCCCAAGGGUCCCAAAACAUAAAUGACUCGGACAUCAAAUAGAUUUUUGCAAUGUAUAAUGAAU